AUGGCCUUUUGCACUGAAAGGCACUAGUAUUCAACCUAGUGAGGAUAGAUAGCAAAGGCAGGUUGAGAGACUGGGCCAUCUUUCAUUGCUAGGUUGAAUACUAGUGCCGACGGAUUGAAUACUAGUGCCAAAAACCGUCGCCGUAUAAUUAGAUCGGCGCCGCCCGCGCACACAGUCGACUGAAGAAUAACCAGCAUUUGCUCUUGGAAAUAAGAUGGGUCUGAAAUUCAGGUUAAUUUUAUAUUUCUAUAUAUUUGAGGAAACUCUCCAAAUGGGUUGAAUACUAGUGCCCUUACGGUAUUUGAUAUACGAUAAAACAGCAAUGUGGAUAAAAUACCUUGCUCAAGGGCAAAUGUGCCGAGCCGGGACCGAUCCUCGGAUCUCCGAUCCAACGCCUUUUACCACUCGACCACGGCACAAACAACUCUGCACAAACAGAUAUGCUGCCCCCAACGUCCGCAAAUGUAAACCAGCUGACAACAAAAAUGACCGACGGACUCGACCACCGGCGGUGUCGGUGAACUGAGAGAUAUUUCUUCAGAAUUCCACUACAGUCUACACCUGGCCUGUAUUGAGACCAAUAGCAUUUCGUUACUAUGCACUUACUGCGUAAAAAAAUGUGUAUACUGUGUGUGAAUAACAGGAGCUGGUUUCUACAAGGUAGACUCGUACAUCACUAACCAUUCAUUCAUCAUCCAACAGUAUGCAAAUUUCAGUCAAGGAAUUGUGGAUAAAUCAGUGGAAUGAGAGAGUCUUCUACAUGCAAUCAGUGCUAUAAUAGGAAUGAACAUCAAUGUGUGAAAAAUAAAAUUAAACAUAUGUACAGACCGUAUGGUGAGAAUUUCAAUUUCAAUAAAAUGUACUGGUACAAAUACUCCAUAGUGCAUUUUAAGCUAGCUGGAUUUGCAAUUGCUGUAUGAAUUAGGAUUUUAACUUGAGAACUAGCAGCUGAGUGUGUGAUGAAAGUUUAUCAUUCUGUUCUGAAGAAAGGUCUUAAAAAUUUGUGGUGGAGUCCAGGAUUGUUCAACCUGCUGGCCAAAAUUUCAUUGCUGUCGCUUCAAGUCAAUUGGGAUUCUGCAGAUAUAAUAUUGGAGUUGGACCAGACCUUCACACCAUGAUAAAUACGUAUUGAGCCGCAGAAAAUUGAAUUCAAUUCAUAUUGUAGUAUCUUUAUGAAAUAUCAUUAUCAAUCGCAAAAAUGGGAAAUCAAGGCAGAACUCGGAGGUCAUGGUACAAGGUACCUCCAAUCUUGUCAAAACGGUUUGGAAUCAUUGCAUUCCUUACCAUGAUACUCUGGACAUAUACCCUAUUUACGUUUGCUCUGUAUCGGACAGAGCCUAAUGUUCCAGAGAGUGUAAAACUCAAACAGCAAAUACUAGAAUUGAGCAAACAAUAUGUUAAAGCACUGGCUGAUGAACAACAGGAAGGGAAAAAUUUGCCCGAAGCUUAUUCAAGUUAUGACCUUAAAAAAACUAUGGCAGUGCUGCUGGACAGCAUAUUAGAGAGACUAGGAAAGUUAGAGAAACGAGUGGACAGUGCAAUCAGCAAUGGAACACAGAAUCUCCUACGUAAUUCUUCAGGUGUUCAUCAGGAUGUAGACAAGGAUAGAAAUGGUGUAGAGUCAAAGGAAGCAGUAAUCAAGGCAAAAGGGGAGCUUGAAGCAGAUCAGAAUUCUACCAUGUCAACGAUGAUACAUAAGUUUGUUGGUGGUGUAUUGUUUGAAUUAAUUGGAGAAGGUGCAGAUUGUUCUCUUACAGAAGCUGAACUGAAUGGAUUCUCCAGCUGUAAAGCAAAGAUAGCGUGGAUGAGGGACAUGUGGCGAUCUGAUACAUGUUAUGCACAGUAUGGAGUUGACGGUACAGAAUGUUCAUUCAGGGUUUAUCUCAGUGAGGUUGAAAACUGGUGCCCAAGAGUAAAGGGCAGAGAAAUUGAUCCGCCCAGUAUAAUUCUUCGGGACUAUGAAAAGGCGAAGAUCCGGUUAGAGAAACAAGGUCUGUUCAAUCUGAUGCAGGAACCUACCAAGUUCCGUUGGAUUAAGAUGAGGAUAUCAAGGAUGUGGGAUUCUAUGUGGGUACCUGCGGCAGAAGAAUUCAGCAAACUACAAGGAGACAAAAUCAGGGAAAGAAAGAAGAUCUUGGUUCAUAUUGGUGCAUUGACGAAGGAAUCUGGCUUCAAGAUUGCAGACAAUGCCUUCAACGGGGGUCCUUUAGGUGAGCUGGUUCAAUGGAGUGACAUCCUAUCCACACUCUACAUUCUGGGUCAUGACAUUGAGAUAUCUACUGCAACUGGCACACUCGGAAAUCUCUUAAGAAGGAAAGGGUUAACAAGCAAAGCCAGCUGUCCAGUGAAAGGGAAGAACCAAUAUGAUCUAGUCUACAUUGAUAUCGUUGGAAUGAAACAGCUUAAGAAGACUAUUGGAGCACAGUGGCAACAAUUCAGUUGUAUUCUCAGGGUUAUAGACUCAUUUGGAACAGAACCAGCCUACAAUGUGGAUACUUAUAUUAAAAAGGCUGGUACAAAGUCCAGCUGGGGCAAUUGGAAUCUAGUACCAAGGCAGUUUUUCACCAUGUUUCCUCAUACACCAGAUAAUUCAUUCAUGGGUUUUGUAGUGGACCAUCAGAUAGACGUAGCUAAAACAGAGUCUUCCUCUCAGAGAACAAACCGUGCCCUCGUCUACGGAAAAAGUGCUUCAUUUUGGACUGAGCCUUGGAUUAGGAAAUACUUGGACAAGAUUCACAAGAAAUUUGAGAUUCAUGGCACUGUAUUCCUGAACCAAAGCACAUCCACAAUGAAGAGUGUUAUACCUGACUAUGUGGUAAACCACGGCAUUGUAUCUGGUUCAGAGAUACAGAAUUUGUUAAAAGAAACAAAGUUAUUUAUUGGUCUUGGCUUUCCUUAUGAGGGUCCUGCUCCACUGGAAGCUGUAGCUAAUGGCUGUGUCUUUCUCAACCCCAAAUUCACUCCUCCUAAAAAUUCUAAAAAUACUAAAUUUUUCACAGGAAAGCCAACAGCUAGAGCGCUUACAUCCCAACACCCUUACACCGAAGUGUACAUUGGACAGCCUCAUGUGUGGACAGUAGAUGUAUUGGGUGAUGAGUUGGAUGUAGCACUGGAGAAGAUAGCAGCCAUGAAGAACACUACAUCAUAUCUACCCUUUGAAUUCACAUGUCAUGGAAUGUUAGAGAGAGUCAGUAGUUAUAUCCAAAAGCAGGAGUUUUGUACUGGAGAAAAGCAGUGGCCACCAUUGUCAUCUUUACAGGUCAAGGUUUCUGAGAAAGGACAGUCAUGUAGGGAAAGAUGCAUGGAAGAUGAUCUUGUCUGUGAACCUGGAUUCUUCAAGCAAUUAAAUAACAAAGAAAGUAUUGAAAAUGUUACUUCAUCAAAGUGUUCUGGUUCAUCAGCUGUUGAGGAGAUCUAUGCUCCAUCCAUAGAGUCUACAAUCCUUGCAACUAGAUGCUACACACAAGCCCACCAUCUCCUAUACAGCUGCGCUGGCGGUGGAUCUAACCAUAAGAGAUUGUGUCCAUGUAGGGAUUAUAUUAAGGGCCAGGUGGCACUAUGUCGGGAAUGCAGGGAAUCAUGAGAUAUGUUGAAUUCCCAACCUCAAUCUAGGGUAUAUUGAUUAGAUGUUAUGCUAUAAGUCUAAUUAUAUUUAUCUUUUUAAACAACAUAUACUUGAGCUUUCCAAUGGUUAUUACUACUACUGAAAUACUUUAGGAGUAGGACUUGCUCUUAAAGAAUGAUAGAAGAUAACGUUUCUCCAUUUUUAUAGUACUCACAUGAGAAUGAAUCAAAUUGAUUUAUGAGGCAAAUAACAAAAAAUCAAAUAAAUAUUUGCAUAAAUUGUGACAAACACUUAAAAAUAAAAAAUACAAUUUUUACCCAAGUGAGUGCAGAGUAGCAUUCUCUAAACUGCAGUGAAUUUUCUGUUUUAUAGGGAUAUAAAAUGACCACAAUCAAACUUAUCAUUUUUGUCUCACCUGCGAAGCAAAGUGAGACUAUAGGCGCCGCUUUUCCGACGG
Molecule: messenger RNA, 4022 nt
Organism: Lytechinus variegatus (green sea urchin)
Lineage: Eukaryota; Metazoa; Echinodermata; Echinoidea; Temnopleuroida; Toxopneustidae
Gene: mgat5
Product: alpha-1,6-mannosylglycoprotein 6-beta-N-acetylglucosaminyltransferase A-like
Exons: 18
Coding region: 1199-3583 (794 amino acids)
Biological process (GO): protein N-linked glycosylation
Cellular component (GO): Golgi apparatus
Molecular function (GO): alpha-1,6-mannosylglycoprotein 6-beta-N-acetylglucosaminyltransferase activity
Source: RefSeq, a predicted model, not a curated record